UCGAGUGAGAAUCAUCGGAUUCUCUGUGGGAAGAUAGUUCACCAUAAUGCGCAAGAUUGAGGACUCAUGAUCUUCCACUGCGAAGUCUGAGCGUGCAUGUGUGACAUCGAGAUCACGACUCGUUAUGGCAGAAGAAAGCAAGGUGCGCGAUGCAGAGAGUGGGGACAAAAUUGGGAAACUCGACUCCUGGUCCGUGCAUCGCAUCUGCUCCGGACAGGUCAUCGUUUGCCUUGCCGUCGCUGUCAAAGAGCUGGUGGAGAACGCUCUGGAUGCUGGUGCGAAGGAAAUCGUAAUUCGAACAAAGGAAUUCGGCUCGAAACUCAUCGAGGUCCAAGACAACGGAGACGGAAUUCGCGAGGAAAAUUUCGAUGCUCUCUGCCGGAAGCACUUCACUUCGAAACUACAGAACUUCGCGGAGUUGGAGAACAUUCUGACAUUUGGCUUCAGAGGUGAAGCCUUGUCGUCCCUCUGCGCUCUCGGGGAGCUGUCGGUGACGACGAAACACGAGUCGAAAGAAGUCGGACACGCUCUGAAGUUCGAUGCGGAAGGCCUGCUCUCCGAGAAAAAGCCGUGUGCGAGAUCGACGGGAACGACCGUGACCGUGGAGAACAUAUUCGUCAGUCUUCCCGUCCGCCAUAAACAGUUCUUGAAUAACUUGAAGAAGGAAUUCACAAAAAUGGUGCAUUUCAUGUCAGGAUAUUGUCUCAUCGCUCGGGACGUCGCCAUUUCGCUGACGAAUAUCGAUGAGCGGGGAAAACGCCACGACGUUUUGAAAAAACGAGCCCAUUCCUCUUUCAAGGACAAUAUCAUUGAAAUUUUCGGAUUUAAAGAAGCCUCCAGACUCUUGCCCUAUGCACAGAUAACGAUCUCCGAGGAAAUAAAGCAGGAAUUCGGAUUGGGCAACGUGUCCACUGAGCAUUUCGAUGAAGUCACUGUCGAGGGUUUUGUGUCGAGCAGCGAACACGGCUCGGGGAGGAGUUCUGCCGAUCGACAGUUCAUCUUCGUCAACUCGAGACCGUGCGACUUUCCGAAAUUGACGCGAGUGAUCAACGGAGUCUAUCACCAGUUCAACUCAUCGCAGUAUCCCUUCGUGAUGCUGAACAUCAUGACGCCGCGUCACUUGGUUGACGUGAAUCUCACUCCCGACAAAAGGAUGCUCAUGCUCCAGAGAGAGAACGUUAUUCUCGCCAUGGUGAAAGCUUCACUGACUUUGAUGUUCCAGAAGCAAGCCACGAGAUACGCCGUCAGCUCAGUUUCGAAAAUCAGCUCCUCCUUCAGUCGUCGGGAAUCGACGCCGCUGGAACUCGACGGCGACUCACCAGACGAAAUUGUGGAGGAGACGCGUUCCCGUCACGCAGCGGCCCUUGAGAAAAAACAAAAUUACAGCUCCAGGCGACGAUAUCGAAGGAGCCGCCAUUCUCGAGAGAGUAAGCUCUCGGUGGAACAAGCAUCAACAGCUUCGCAUCCGCUCGUUGGCGCCUUGAAAGAAGGGGAGGACGUCGAGCGAUCCACUGGUGCGCGGAUCGACAACGAAGAGCUCGACCUGGUAAUUUUCUCGGACGAAGACUCGUCAGACCCCUGUGAACUCCCCGCGAACGUUCGACAUUCGCCGAAGACCGGUGUCACGCCCGCCUUGGAAUCAUCUCCGAGUCUGAACGAGGAUCCGAAGACGAGCUCAGGAACCGGACGCUUGAGCGAUAGCCCCAAGUGUCCAGGAACUUCCCACGAGGUCUCAGCCACAGAAGCUGCCGACGGCAUCGAAAAGUCAGAUCAGGACAUUCCAGCGAGUUCCGGGGGUCAAGAAGACGACGAAGCAGCAGACGAACCUGGAACUGUACUUUUUGUCGAUGAGACACCGAAACGCAGAGUCGGAACCCAUUUUCUCGAUUGGAGUGAAGAAGAAAUGUUCCGGGAUUUCGCCGAUCUAGAGGAGGAUCACCGCAUCGACACCAAUGACGAUGCUGGCGCGAGCAAUGCGAACCGCAAGAUGUUCCGUUUCAGGGCGAGAAUAUCUCCAAGAGAAAACAGCACCGCGGAGUCCGAACUGAUGCGCGAGAUCACAAAAGACAUGUUCAAGGACAUGGAUAUAAUCGGUCAGUUCAACAAAGGAUUCAUCAUAGCCAAAUUGAACACCGAUCUAUUCAUCGUCGAUCAACACGCGGCCGACGAGAAAUUCAAUUUCGAGACGCUCCAGGCCACAACAGUUAUCGAAAGUCAACCGCUAGCCAUCCCCCUCAAGCUGUUCCUGGCUCCAGGGAACGAACAAGUCGUUCUGGAAAACCUACCGAUUUUCGAGAAAAAUGGUUUCCGUUUGUCCUGCGACGAGGACGCGCUUUGCGGUCGAAAGCUCUCCUUGACCGCGGUUCCUCAAUCCGGGCAGUGGGCGAUGGGGGCGAGCGAUAUCGACGAAUUGAUAUUCAUGCUCAAUGAGAACUACCAUCCGAAUCGCAUGAAUUGCAGACCAUCAAAAGUUCGAGCCAUGUUCGCCAUGAGAGCGUGUAGGAAAUCGGUGAUGGUCGGACACGAAUUGCGACCCCGUGACAUGAAGCGGGUCGUCUCGCAGCUCAGCGGACUCCAGCACCCAUGGAAUUGUCCUCACGGCAGGCCAACGAUGCGCCAUCUUGUGAACUUGAAUCUCGUUCAUUUGUGA
Galendromus occidentalis (western predatory mite) is the source of this 2650-nucleotide messenger RNA. It is a transcript of the gene Pms2, whose product is annotated as mismatch repair endonuclease PMS2. Gene Ontology annotation, biological process: mismatch repair. Gene Ontology annotation, molecular function: ATP binding; ATP hydrolysis activity; mismatched DNA binding. NCBI's taxonomy places the organism in Eukaryota, Metazoa, Arthropoda, Arachnida, Mesostigmata, Phytoseiidae. The coding region runs from base 125 to 2650 and encodes 841 amino acids. The record is from RefSeq and is a predicted model, not a curated record. Gene Ontology annotation, cellular component: MutLalpha complex. The transcript is spliced from 4 exons.